AUGCGAUUACUACAUUUGGGUGGACAAUUGUUUCAUGUGCGUUGUAGCGCGUACAUAUUGAAUUUAGUUGUUCAGGAUGGUUUGAAGGUGAUUGGGAGUCUUAUUUCAAAAAUCCGAGAAAGUGUGAGAUAUUUAGGGAGGUCUCCUUAUGGAAAACAAAAAUUUGAUGUUGCAGUGAAUCAUGUUAAGUUACAUCAUAAAAAGAAAGUCCCCAUGGAUGUUCUUACCAGAUGGAACUCCACUUAUUCAAUACAUGAAGCUGUAUUAGAUUUGAAAAGUGCAUUCCACCGCUUAGGGCAAAUUGACAAACAAUAUAAGCACAAUCCUUCUGAGGAUGAGUGGAAUGUAGCAAAUGUGAUUUGUGGGUGCUUGAAGAUUUUUUUUGAUGCUACAUCUCACUUUAGUGGUACCACUUUUCCGACUUCAAAUGUGUUUUUUCCCGAUAUUUGUCUUAUUCAACUUGAAAUGAAAAAAUGGGAGCAAAGUGAGUAUGAUUGCAUUCGAUUGAUGGCUGGUCCAAUGAGAGUGAAAUUUCAAAAAUAUUGGAAAGAAUGUUCUUUGGUGUUAGCAAUUGCAGUGGUUCUCGAUCCGAGAUUUAAAAUGGACUUGGUGGAAUACUACUUUGGGCUUAUUUAUGGUGUUGAUGCUAACAAGCAUAUUCAGAGGGUCCGUAAUGGUUUUGUUGAUCUUUUUUAUGAGAUUAAGAGUGAUUCUUCUGAUUCUAUGAGUUGCAUUGCCCCUGUUUCCGAAAAUAGUAGCUCAAGUGGUAGUCAAUUGCAUGUGGCUUCUUCGAAAGAAGAAAGUUUGGCUGCUUUUCAUGCGUGGUAUGCCCAAGAACGUGCUUCUAACAUUCAUGCCUAUCAAAAAUCAGAGGUGGAGCAAUACUUGGAGGAGUUGGUGUUUCCAAGUAAUGAGAGCUUCAAUAUUCUACAUUGGUGGAAAGUGAAUAAAGCAAAAUUUCCUACUUUGGCAAGGAUAGCUCGUGAUGUUUUAAGUGUUCCUGCUACUACGGUUGCAUCAGAGGCGGCGUUUAGUGUAGGAGGUAGGGUGAUUGAUGAGACACGUGCUUUAUUACUUCCAGAUAUUGUGGAGGCCUUGAUCACUUGCAAUGAUUGGAUUGAAUCAACCAAAAAUAGAAAUGUAGAAGACACAAUGAGACCUCCAGAUAUUGUGUAG
Molecule: messenger RNA, 1176 nt
Organism: Camellia sinensis
Lineage: Eukaryota; Viridiplantae; Streptophyta; Magnoliopsida; Ericales; Theaceae
Source: RefSeq, a predicted model, not a curated record